This is a messenger RNA of Racocetra persica, 597 nucleotides long. The record is from the annotation of a GenBank genome assembly. NCBI's taxonomy places the organism in Eukaryota, Fungi, Glomeromycota, Glomeromycetes, Diversisporales, Gigasporaceae.
AUGAUCGAUUCUGAAAUUAAACAACACAGCUUACCCUCAAAAUUCUAUAUAUGGGUUCUCCGAAAAUUUGGAACUGACGCACAAAUUACAAAACUUUGUUUUGAAGAAAUAUUAAAAGCACGUGUUAGCUUAGAUCGACAACUGCAGCAAGGGACCAAUGUUGACAUACCAACCGGAAUAAAUCACCACAUGUUUCAAGCAAUUUGUAACAUUUUUAAGUUCUAUUGCAAUGCUGAAAAUUUUUAUCUACCAUCACAUUUAGAUAUGUUAUCUCAAUGCACUAGCGCUGAAAUUUUGGCGCCAUUAUUUAAGCAUUAUUUACCCAAUCUAUUUAAUAUGGAAAUAACAUUCGAAUUACCUAUGCAAAUCAGUGAUGAUAUUGAUAACUUUGAUGAUUAUAAUAUACACCCGAAAGCAGCAACUAAAAGAAAAAGAAAGAAACGCAUGCUAAAAGAAUGGAAUCAAUCACUAUACCAAAUUUCUGAAAAACAUAGUGGCGAAUUAACAAGCACGUUUCGUAGUUAUCUUCAUGAAUUAAUUUACGAAAAAUUACCAAACUCUAAAUCUGCUAAUAAAAAAAGCAGAAUGGGACAUUAA